Molecule: messenger RNA, 2736 nt
Organism: Rhodotorula toruloides NP11
Lineage: Eukaryota; Fungi; Basidiomycota; Microbotryomycetes; Sporidiobolales; Sporidiobolaceae
Exons: 7
Coding region: 1-2736 (911 amino acids)
Source: RefSeq, a predicted model, not a curated record
AUGCCGGCCCAUAAGCACCCUCGCAGGGCACACAAGUCUGCGCCGAUGCUGGACAGCUCGUCUUCCGACGCCUCCGACGCCUCCGACGCUUACAACAGCCCGACCGCCACUACCUCGUCGAAGCGCACAAGGAAGGUGGUCAACAAGACGGAGGGCGCUGACAGCGACGAUGAGGCGACGGACUGGAAGGACGAGCGGUUGGAAAAGCAGGCGGAGCUGUGGGUGCUCGGGCUGUCGCAGCGAGACGCCUUCGAGGCGGUCGAGCGCGAGGCGGAGAAGGCGUUGCGCGAAUCGGAUGACGGUGGACCCUCCUCCGACUCUUCUCUCGCAUCUCUGCCCGACGACGACUCCUCCGACGCUGGCGACGACGAAGCAGAGGCGUCGACGUCCGCGCGCCGUCCAGGUGGAGCGUCGAAGCUCGCCACAACUUCCGCUCGCUCGACCCAGUCGUCCUCCUCGGCAAGGCCUCUCCGCCCUCCCGCCACACGCGCCAAGGCUGUACCCAUGACGGCGAUCCCGCAGACGUCGACUCGCUCGCUCCGCCCGAAGACGGUCAAGACCAUCACGAAGGCUAAGAAGCCGAAGACGUCCCAAAAGCGCACGCAGAAGACGAUUGAGCGCGUUGUCGUGCCUAUCAACAAAGCCCGCCAGCAGGCCGACCAAGCCGCUCAAGAUCCCCUCCUCGCCUUCUUCCGCCCCGGUCCCUGGCGCGCCGGCCGUCUCCGCAUCUGGCACGACUUCCUCAACGAGGUCGCCAGCGGCUACGUUUCGCCGACCGAGCUCAACAAUACCUUCCUUCGCCAUGUUCACGAGGCGGCGGCCGACGAGCUCGCGCUCGACCUCGACCCGCUCCUCGAUGAGGACAGCUGGAGUCCCGAUGCGUUCUUCGGCAAAGAUCCGAUCGACACGACCGAUCUCCUCGAGCAACUCGAGCAGGAGAUUGCCGAACAGGAGUCGGAGGACGUCUGCGAACGCGAGCCGAGGAUGGUCGACAUGAUUCUCGAGAUGUGUGUGCUGCCGGGCGGUCCGACGCUGGCGGCAAAGAACAGUCAUGGGAAGUGGAGGAGCCAUGGACCGACGGCGGACCACGAGCAUGUCUGCAAGGAGGAGCUCGAGCAGAACAACGGCGGAACCAAGGUCGUCUUGCACGACCUGCACUUCAGCCGCUGCGCAGGCGCCUACAAGCGCGCAUGCUAUCGCGAGCAGACGGGUCAGGAGCCGACAGAGAACCUUACCGCCCCCGCCUCCCUUCUCCGCUUCCAGUACCAGCGCUUCAAAGCGCUUGCGCAGAGCCUGUUCUCGACGUACCGUAUCGCCUUCCGCAACAUCUUCGGCCACUCGUCCGACGUGCGCGGCGCUUUCGGCUUAGACAAGAUCCUGAAGGACGAGCCGACCGUCUUCGGCGUCGAAACGUUCGAGUUCGGCUACGCUUGCCGCAUCUUCAACUUCCACCACUCCACCCUCGCGGAGCGCUCGCUCAACUCGGCGAUCAAGUCGGCCCUCUUGCUCAAGAAGACCAUCGCCAUGUCGCUCACCGUCCUCCGCCUCCCGGUCGACUUCGAUGGCGCGCCUGAACCCGCUGUCGAGGAGUUCCCUCCCGGCUUGCUCGUGUCGGCACUCUACACGCUUCUCGCCAGCCGUCUGAAUGAGGCGAAGCAGGCACGCGGUGGACCGGGCGCCGCCUACGAGCCGUUCGAGGUCGUGGCGCAGCGAGCGGAUUUGGAGUUCGAGGACUGGUACGAGGAGAUGUGGGAAAAGGCGCUUGCGCUGGUGGAGGAGAAGACCUGGGGCGGGCGACGCUUUGCGAUCCCUGGCGCAAGCAAGAACAAGGGGAAGGGCGGCCUCUCCCCCGCGCACUUGCUCAGCAUCGCCGCCGGGCGCGAGAUCCGCUCGAACCGUUCGACUCGCUGGGGAGUCGUCCCCGCGCCGGUCAAGAAGCUCAUCCUCAAGUACAAGCUGGUCGAGAAGCCACCGGCACGCAAUGACCUCGUCUCGAUGCGCGCGGCGCGUUCGGCUAUGUCAGAAAUUUACACCCCCCUCCGACUGAAGGCACAGAAGGCGCGCGAAGAGCGGGAGGCGGAAGCUUUGGGACUUCCUCCUGAGCUGUACAGCGUUCUCUGGAACCGCACGCACGUUGGACGCGGGGCUCGCAAGCGCAACAAACCUGACCGUGACUGGCUUGAGGACAUCGGCAUCUUCGGCGUCGACCCCUCAAUCUUCGUCACCAUCAGCAAGCAGUCACUGCCGGCGUGCAUGAAGAGCCUGCUGCAGACGAUCAACAACGCGCUUCCGGAGGACCAGCAGAUCAAGACGACUUGGCGGAUCGUACAAGGCGACGCCGAGGGUCGCCGCCCCGACCGCUACCAGCCAAAGCUCAAGGUCGACUACAUCUCAGCUCAGCAUGGCUACAUGAUCGAGGCUGACGGCCUGAUCUCGACCCUCCUCGACAACCUGGGCCUUGUUCUUGAGCCUGUAGACGAGGUCUGGGGCAGCACCGAGCUGGGGGAGAAGUUGCAGGCCCUGUGGAAGGAGAUCCUCGAGGUGCUGGGUGACGAACUCGACUGCCACACGGUCGCCUCCAUCUGCGGUGGCCGUCGAUACUACGGCGUCAACGGACAGCCUGCCGGGCGCACGUUCGGCCUGCUCGUCAAGACCCUGCUCAAAAGCGGGCUCGUCAUCUGCCGCAGGAACAUCUGCUCGGAAGAGAUCUCCGAGGCACUCGACGAGGCGAGCUAG